CAGUUCAUUUACGUCAAAUCAAAUAUCGAAUCGUAAUUAUAAUGAAUAAAAAAAGUAACGACAAUUUUUUAUCAAAUUUAUACGAAAAAUCCGUAUCUGUUUAGCUCACUUUUAUUUUUUACAAACGAUUUCCAACACUCAUCCUUUCCUUCAUCAAUCAUCAGUAGUAAAUUUAAUAUUAUUCAAUUUUCGACUUUACGCUUAAUUGCAUCCACUAACUCACUUUGCUAAACUGUUUUUUUCGUUGUCACGUCUGUUAAAAAUAGAAAAGACUUGACGGGGCCGUGUAAUUAACAAUACUAAAUAAUUAACAUACCACUUUAAAACAAUUAACGAUCUUUUUUUGUCGACGAUUGGAUCAAGUGAAAAGUGCGGUUAAGAUAAAGAGUAUACUUUUUACAAAUGGGUAUCGUCCGAAAUGAAGUACAUUUAAAUACAAUUAUUCAAGAAUAUCUUAAAAGAAAAUCUUGUUAUGUAGAAGAUAGGUUGUGGAUAAUAAAAAAAUCGUCACUUGGAGGAUUCGGUAUAUUCGCAGAAAGAGAUAUACAAGCGGGAGAAAUAAUAUUUAUAGAUUCACCUGUACUACUCGGACCACGAUGUGUACCAGAUAUUCCUAUACAAUGUACGAUAUGCUAUAGGAAGAUUAAUUUAAUUACGUGUAAUAAAAAUUGUCAUUUGACAAUAUGUAAUUCUUGCGUCGAUUCCGAUAUACAUUCUAAUGAAUGUAAUUUAAUUAGAAAGUUGAAAACCAAUAAAGAUUUUAAAGAGGGGGACAAAGAAAAGCUUACGAAAUGUUUAACGCCUCUAAGGUCUCUAAUUUUGAACGAAGAAGAUUUGAAAGUAGUGAGUAUUUUAAAAUCUCACAGAGGCGAUCAACACGGAAAAGAAGUGGAUAUAUUGACGGAACAAUUGGGAUUAAAUAUAACAGAAGAAGAGAAAAAAUUUAUGUAUUUCGUAUGUACGGUAUUAGACGCUAAUGCAUUCGAAGUUUUGACCGACGUCGAAGAUAAUAUGAACAGCGUAAGAGGUUUAUAUCCUUUGGGAAGUUUGGCAAACCACAGCUGUUUCCCUAACGCUUUUCACGUAUUUGGCGAAAAACAUAAAAUGAUCGUCAGGGCUGGGGUUUUUAUACCGAAAAAUUCAGAAAUUUUUCACGCUUAUACAAGACUUUUAUGGGGCACAAUAACCAGAAAGUUUCAUUUGAAAAAUUCGAAACAUUUCAUCUGCAAAUGCGAAAGAUGUAUGGAUCCGACUGAAUUCGGUACGUACAUGACCGCCAUCUAUUGCGAAAAAUGUAAGGGAAAUUUGUUACCGCAAAAAACGUCUAGUUGGCAAUGCGAAAUUUGCAAUUCCAAACAAAAUGUCGGUAGAAUUUUAACCAUGAUCGGGUCUGUCUUAAACGGUUUCGAAGCCGACGAUUUCGAUCGUAUGCAUACGUUUUUAAAUAAAAAGCUGCCGUUAUAUAUGCCGCAGACGAACCAAGUGGCCGUAGAACUUAAAUAUAAGAUUAUUUGGAUUUUGGGAUAUAGAAGCGGAUAUUUAUGGGAAAACUUGCCUUCUCGUUUGAUACUUCUUAAAAAGCGGUAUUGUCAAGAUAUCUUGGAAUUAAUAAAAAAAUUACGAACUGGUAAAUGUAAAACUAGAGGGUUAUUAUGUUACGAGUUAUAUUUGUGCAACAAAGAAUUAAAAUCAAGAGAUGAUACUGAAGGUUGGGAUGGUGAAAAUAUCACGGAAACUUACUUGCUGGAAGCUGUGGAUAUUUUAAAAUACGAUAUAGGUGCUCCGGAUCUUAUUAAAGAAAAAAAAGCACAACUAAAUGGUUAUUAGUUACCACGUAACAAAUAUUUGCAAUUCAUUUUAGUUACGAGGGUCGUUUGAAAGAAAUUAUGUCUGAACAGGUAGAAAGAAUGCAUCGAAGAACGAAAAGUGUUACAAGAGCCGAAGAAAUACAAGCUGAAGAACAGAAAGCUAGAAAAAAUCAGCCUGAUAAACC
Diorhabda carinulata is the source of this 1993-nucleotide messenger RNA. RefSeq names its product SET domain-containing protein SmydA-8-like. The transcript has 8 exons. Lineage: Eukaryota; Metazoa; Arthropoda; Insecta; Coleoptera; Chrysomelidae. Gene Ontology annotation, molecular function: protein binding. The record is from RefSeq and is a predicted model, not a curated record. The coding region runs from base 403 to 1827 and encodes 474 amino acids.